GAGUGUCUGUGGACUUUUAAUUACUAUUAAAAGAUGUCUGCGAGUUUUGAUGGAACAAGUAAGAGUAGCAGAGCUGAGAACAGCGAAAAGUGCACAAAAGAUUUUAAGGAGUUGAUUGACAAGGAAGAAUAUGAGCUGAGAAAGCGUCUCCCAAGAAAAUUGCCCAAGAGGAAAACAGAUGUGUAUGUUACCAGAAAGACUAAUUUUAACUGUCAGCUAGAAAGAUCACAGAAAAUUCUGGAUUCUGAAAAUGAGGUUUAUAUUCAUGGUCUUGGUGCAGCAAUAAACAGGGCUAUUAAUCUGGCCUUACAGUUACAAUCCAAAGGUCAAGGUUCUGUGGAAAUGUCUGCCCACACUUCAACCUUGGAAUUAGUUGAUGACCUUGAACCUCAAACUGAUGACCUGGAACCAGAAACACAGUCAAGGAACAAUUCUGCAAUUCAUAUUAAGAUGUAUAAAAUGAAUCCACUAAAAGUUGAACUGUCACAAGACAAAGGAGAUGCAUCAUGAUAGAUAGUGUUUGUGAUAUGAUAGAUAGAAGUUCUAUUUGAAAAAGUCUUGUUUAGUUUUCAGAGAACUUUGAAUAGCUCUCUACAUGAAGAUUUACGUGAAGGAAUCUUUUCAUAAAGGAAUAUGAAGGAA
Messenger RNA from Saccostrea echinata, 642 nucleotides. Its product is annotated as ribonuclease P protein subunit p20-like. Gene Ontology annotation, cellular component: nucleus; nucleolar ribonuclease P complex; ribonuclease MRP complex. Lineage: Eukaryota; Metazoa; Mollusca; Bivalvia; Ostreida; Ostreidae. Gene Ontology annotation, biological process: tRNA 5'-leader removal. The transcript is spliced from 2 exons. The coding region runs from base 34 to 510 and encodes 158 amino acids. Gene Ontology annotation, molecular function: nucleic acid binding. The record is from RefSeq and is a predicted model, not a curated record.